Molecule: messenger RNA, 1397 nt
Organism: Pteropus alecto (black flying fox)
Lineage: Eukaryota; Metazoa; Chordata; Mammalia; Chiroptera; Pteropodidae
Gene: TMEM218
Product: transmembrane protein 218
Exons: 5
Coding region: 353-697 (114 amino acids)
Source: RefSeq, a predicted model, not a curated record
UCGGCCCUAGGCCGUGGCGGGCGUAGGCAAAUGAUGGGGAGCUGGGCGUUGAAAGGGCGGCGCUGAUUAGCGAAUCUGGGACCGUCUGGAUGAAAGCCCACUUGUGAUUCGUUCUGAGUAGACCAAAGCCUGCAUGGGCUGGAACCCGCUGGACUGGGAGUAAUCAGCACAGGCCCGGAGAUAGGCCAGAGUCCCAGUGAGUGAUGUGUCCGCUGUGCAACUCUUAAGUGCCUGGUCCUGGGCCUGGGUGAUGUAAUGACAGACAGGCGUCGCCUGGCACUGCCAUGUGCCAGCACUGCCCAGGAAAAAGGGGGGAAGGACGUCUGCAUCCAUUGAUCCCCUUUUCUAUCAGAUGGCUGGCACUGUCCUGGGAGUGGGUGCCGGCGUGUUCAUCUUAGCCCUGCUCUGGGUGCUGGUGCUGCUGCUGUGUGCGCUGUUGUCCAGAGCCUCUGGUGUAGCCAGGUUCUCUGUCAUUUUUGUAUUCCUCGGUGCUGUGAUCAUCACGUCAGUUCUGUUGCUCUUCCCCCGAGCCAGUGAAAUCCCAGCCCCAGCGGUCGAAAUGAAGAUUGUGGAUGCCUUUUUCAUUGGCCGCUACGUCCUGCUGGUUUUCCUUGCUGCUGCCUUCCUUGGAGGUCUCUUUUUGGUUCUAAUUCAUCAUAUCCUGGAGCCAAUCUAUGCCAAACCACUGAGGUCCUAGUGAGCACUGUUCGUAAAAACCAAGACCCUGUUCUCCCCCUCACUUUGAGGGCAUCGAUGAGCAGAAAGGCACUGUUUGGAGCCUUGUUUUGACAGCUCCGUGCCUUACGAUCAGGGGAUUAUCCAUUCAUCGCUAAGAUAAAUGCCUUGAGUCCUGGUUUCCAGACACAGGCUUGCAAAAUUGUCUCUUCGGUGAUAGAGUUUCACUGGUGUAAGAGGGACAUUGCUCUUCCUAGCACCUGUACCUCAGGUUUUCCAUCUGUUUUGUAAAGAAAAUAGUAAGAGAGAGAACUGGUGACUUUGGGGAGUCAUGAGCCGAUGAGGGCCAGGUGCAAUUCAUUCCUUACCCCUGAACUGUCUAUGUCUUAUUCAGUUUGAAAUAGUAACAGUGGUCUGCAUUGAACAGAUUUUCAAUCAAGACAUCAGUAAAGUAGAUUUGAGGAAAAGAGGCACUUGGCUUCUGCUAUCCAGUAAAUGAAAGAAUUUGGUCCUUUUGAUAACAUAUAAAAUUCUCGGUUAUGAGGUUGGGAUCAUUUGGAAAGGAAACACACUCAAAGAUCCAAAGGUUGUUUUAAUGUGAUGAUUUCGAAGACUUACUCAGGUGUUGGUUAUUGACCACUCUGCAUAUCAUGCCACAGAACUCUCUGCAGGCAAUGGCGUUGCGUCCCUCUGCUCUAAUAAAGCGAUUCACACCAACCUAA